ACCUGGCUUGUCGACCCCCACGCUGCCACGCAGAGCAUCCCUCUCCCCCCUCCCGUUCCGGUAGCCACCGCCGAUGAAUCCAUAGACAGUAGUAGUAGCUGUAGAGUAGCAGCAAGAGCACUCUACAGCUCCGUGCCACCAGAAAAAGGCUCACCAACCAGACUAGACAGAAGAGGCAUCGACGGUUCCACCUUCCGUCCGCCCUCCUGCCUGCUGAUUUAGCUCCUCCACCAGAAGGCGCCCCAAAAGUCAGAAAUAGUUUUGGCCCACGGUGGCCGAGGAGUUAAGGAGAGGUGUGGUGAGCCGUGGCCGUCAGGCCGCGAGGCCGUCAAUGGCCCAGUACAUAUACGCCACCACAGCUCGCUGCUGCUGCAGCUCCGCACGCGCCCUCCCGCUCCACGCUCCCGCGCUAGCCCCCUCGUCGUCUCGAUCGCCGCUCCGGUGGAGGUCGGCCAUGGGCGCGAGCGAUCGCCUGACGGUGGCCGCCGCCAAGCCGCGGCACGCGGCGCCGUGCGCGGCGACCGUGCUGGGCGAGCCGCUGCCGGCGUCCGACGACCACGGCCUCGUCCACCCCAGCGCCGACUUCGCCGCCCAGGCCCUUGUCUCCUCUCCGCAGCAGUACCUGGAGAUGUAUCAGCGGUCGAUUGACGAUCCUGCCGGGUUCUGGUCAGAGAUCGCUGAAACAUUCUACUGGAAGCAGAAGUGGAGCCCCGAGGAAGUCUGUACUGAGAACCUUGAUGUCACAAAGGGGCCGAUCAAGAUCGAAUGGUUUAAAGGGGGCAAAACUAACAUAUGCCACAAUGCCGUGGACCGCUACGUGGAGGCCGGGGACGGUGCGAAGAUUGCGAUGUAUUGGGAGGGGAAUGAGCCUGAUCAGGAUGGAAAGCUCACAUACUCAGAGCUCUUGGAUAAGGUUUGCCAGCUGGCCAAUUAUUUGAAGAGUGUCGGGGUUGAAAAAGGUGAUGCUGUGGUGAUCUACUUGCCGAUGCUCAUGGAGCUGCCUAUUGCAAUGCUUGCAUGCGCUCGCAUUGGUGCUGUUCACUCUGUCGUGUUUGCUGGCUUCUCCGCUGAUGCAAUAGCCCAAAGGAUCACUGACUGCAAGCCUAAGGUUGUGAUUACAUGCAAUGCUGUCAAAAGGGGGCAGAAACUCAUCCCUCUCAAAGAUAUAGUAGAUGCGUCUCUGGUUGAAAGUGCAAAAAAUGGUGUCACAGUAGGCAUUUGUUUGACAUAUGAAAAUCAGUUGGCCAUGAAGAAAGAGGACACACAAUGGAUAGCUGGAAGAGAUGUCUGGUGGCAGGAUGUUGUGCCCAAUUUCCCAACUAGAUGUGAUGUGGAAUGGGUUGAUGCAGAGGAUCCAUUGUUUCUUCUGUACACUAGUGGCAGCACAGGAAAGCCAAAGGGUGUAUUGCAUACAACGGGGGGCUAUAUGGUAUAUGCCGCAACAACAUUUAAACAUGCAUUUGAUUACAAGCCAACAGACAUAUACUGGUGCACUGCAGACUGUGGCUGGAUUACUGGACAUAGUUAUGUGACUUAUGGUCCUCUCCUGAAUGGAGCCACAGUUCUCGUUUAUGAAGGGGCUCCAAACUACCCUGAUCCUGGUCGGUGUUGGGACAUCGUUGACAAAUACGGAGUGACAAUAUUUUAUACUGCACCAACACUUAUCCGUUCACUCAUGCGUGAUGGUUCCGUGUAUGUUGAUCGGUACUCUCGUAAGUCUCUUCGAGUUUUAGGAAGUGUGGGUGAGCCAAUUAAUCCAACUGCAUGGAGGUGGUUCUAUAAUGUUGUCGGUGACUCAAGAUGCCCCAUAUCAGACACUUGGUGGCAGACUGAAACUGGUGGUUUUAUGAUUACACCUUUACCUGGCGCUUGGCCUCAGAAACCAGGAUCUGCUACAUUUCCUUUCUUUGGUGUACAGCCAGUGAUUGUUGACGAAAAAGGACGGGAAAUGACUGGAGAAUGCAGUGGAUACCUUUGCAUAAAGAAGUCAUGGCCUGGAGCUUUCCGGACUCUGUAUGGAGAUAAGGACAGAUAUGAGACAACAUACUUCAAACCGUUUUCUGGCUAUUAUUUCUCUGGUGAUGGUUGUAGGAGGGACAAAGAUGGUUACCAUUGGCUGACCGGAAGAGUGGAUGAUGUUAUCAAUGCCAGUGGGCACCGGAUUGGUACAGCAGAGGUUGAAUCUGCUCUUGUUUCACAUCCAAAAUGUGCGGAGGCCGCUGUUGUCGGAAUUGACCAUGAGGUUAAAGGUCAGGGAAUCUACGCAUUUGUAACUUUGGUGGAUGGUGUUCCUUACAGUGAUGAUCUACGAAAAAGCCUCAUUAUGGCGGUCCGCAGCCAGAUUGGUGCGUUUGCAGCACCCGACAAGAUCCACUGGGCACCAGGGCUCCCGAAGACACGGAGCGGCAAGAUCAUGCGAAGAAUAUUGCGGAAAAUUGCCUCCAGGCAGCUGGAUGAGCUUGGUGACACGAGCACGCUUGCUGAUCCUGGUGUGGUCGACCAGCUGAUAUCGCUUAGCGACAGUUAGCGUGUGAGGAUGGAGAUGGCACGUUGUCACCUAUACUUGUAGCACGUCUCAUUUUCUUUCUUGCCUCGGGUGCUAAAUAGUACAGAGUAUCGGUUUAUAUGUGCCACGCAUGGCCUCAUGAUUCCCCUGAUUUAUUCAGUACCUUGAGGUUCGGGAGUUGCAUCUUGCAAGUCAAGUGUGCUGUAAAUGUAAAUUGUUGGAUCACAUCACAGAAAAAUACUCCACGUAUUAGCUGCAUUAAUGUGAGACGAACACUUGAAAGUGACUUGAGCGGA
Messenger RNA from Aegilops tauschii subsp. strangulata, 2802 nucleotides. RefSeq names its product acetyl-coenzyme A synthetase, chloroplastic/glyoxysomal. Lineage: Eukaryota; Viridiplantae; Streptophyta; Magnoliopsida; Poales; Poaceae. The record is from RefSeq and is a predicted model, not a curated record. Gene Ontology annotation, molecular function: AMP binding; acetyl-CoA synthetase activity.